Messenger RNA from Drosophila simulans, 1698 nucleotides. RefSeq lists its product as uncharacterized. Gene Ontology annotation, biological process: DNA integration. The record is from RefSeq and is a predicted model, not a curated record. Lineage: Eukaryota; Metazoa; Arthropoda; Insecta; Diptera; Drosophilidae. The coding region runs from base 190 to 1446 and encodes 418 amino acids. Gene Ontology annotation, molecular function: nucleic acid binding. The transcript is spliced from 2 exons.
UUAUCUACCGUCACGUUUGGAACAGCGUCUGCACCAUAUACAGCUAUAAGAGUCAUCCAUCAAAUAGCUGAAGACACACAGAAAAAAUAUCCUAUGGCAUCCAACGUUCUCAAAAAUUAGAUAUAUGUCGACGACAUUCUCUCAGGCGAUCAUUCACAAGAGGCAGCAAUACGGAACAGUUUGCAAACUAUGCUAGUUUUAAAAUCCUCUGGCAUGGAGCUACGAAAAUGGGCUAGUAAUGACCAGGAUCUGAUGGCAACGAUACCUCUCGAGCAUCGAUGCAAGCAGACAUCCCUCAGUUGGGACAAUGCGGACACCAUCAAAACACUGGAUUUGGUAAUUCAACACUCUCAUCAGCUCACUCUACAUGGCGGCGCUCAAUUAACACUGGCUGACAUACGAUACAAAUUCUGGUUUCCCAGAGGCAGACAAGCAGUCAGGCGAAUCAUCCGGAAAUGCGUCACAUUUUUUAAGGUAGCUCCAGUCGUAGCGAAGCAAUUAAUGGGUGACUUGCCAUUACAUCGAGUCAACCCACCAACUCGUCCGUUCAUUACAACAGGAGUUGACUACACCGGUGCGAUUGAACUUCAAGCCGCGCGUGUACGAGGAUAUACUACCUACAAAGGCUAUGUAGCCAUUUUUAUAUGCUUAGCAACCAAGGCAGUCCACUUGGAAGCCGUCACUGGACUUUCAACAGAGCACUUUCUGCAAGCAUUUACGCGAUUCACCGGACGCCGAGGACAAGUUCAACAUAUGUUUAGUGAUAACGGCACAAAUUUUGUUGGCGCGAGUACAUCGCUUCACCAGCCCAUCACUUGCAAAGCAGCCCUAAAUGAAUCGACAUGCCAACAUGGGACAAGGUGGCAUUUCACACCUCCAUAUUCUCCCAAUUUUGGUGGCAUCUGGGAGGCAAACGUGAAAGCAAUGAAGCAUCAUCUUAAACGGAUCGUCGGCAGCCACAAGCAGACGUAUGAGGAGCUUACCACAGUUUUGAUCAGGAUUGAAGCAUGUUUGAACUCACGUCCACUUUGCCCGCUAACCGCCGACCCUGACGAUUUAGAAGUGCUAACUCCAGCACAUUUCUUAAUUGGUGACGCACUACUGGCACCGCCACAAGGUCGGCCGAAUAAUAAGCCUUUGCGUGAACUAUUUCUUGCACAACAACACAUGACGCGACAAUUCUGGUCCCAAUGGUCUCGUGAUUGGUUGUCACAAUUGCAAACUCGGCCUAAGUGGUGCCAAAUCAAAGAGAAUCUUAACAUCAACGACUUAGUCAUUAUAAAGGAUGAUAAUCUACCACCAGCUAAAUGGACUAUAGGCCGAGUCGUCGAACUGCACCCUGGAUCGGACUCGCUAGUCAGAGUGGUUACAUUAAGGACGAAAUCUGGCAUUCAAAAGAGGUCAAUCACAAAGCUUUGUCCACUUCCUAUUUCAACAUUAUUAUGAUCAACACACGGAUCAAGAAUAACAAGGAGCCUUCAUGCUGGACGACGCAUUGGCGGGCGGCAUGUACGGAUUAUGAGCGGAGUCACCCGGUGCUACAGCUGUCAUAACAGCGGAUUAACAUUCUACGUGUCGAUGCUAAUUGAACUCAGCUGUAUUCUUUCUAAAGGGCACUUGUAAUUUUGCGGUCAUAGCGAUAAGACGUAGUUUUUAUGUAUACAAAAAAAAUGAAUUUAAAUGGAGAAAUAAACUGAA